GCACGAGAAAAUUAAACGAGACAUAGGAGCUUGCUACCAAAUUGAGAUAAAUACAACUGUUUUUACAGUUGAAGUCGACCACGCUUUCAAAUAUCAAAAUAGUUCAUUUGAAUUUGAAGUUAAAUGAUUGCAACAAUAUCAUUCUUAACUCUCUCAAAGAUCUUGUCUUGCUGCUAGCUAACUGUAUUACCAGGAAAAGAAACCGGGUGUCAAGUUGUCAUAUUAGGCACCUAGCUCUUAGUUUCGUAUCGUCUGACGCUGGUGUCACUCUGUACGACGGAUCACUGGGGACAAAGCGAUCCAGCUGCAUCAUCGAACAAUGAACGAAGACGAGUUGGUGGAGUACUUCAGAACCCAGAUGAGGCAGGAUCCAGAUGUGGCCUCCGCAGUGGCAGCCAUCCGGACGCUGCUGGAGUUCUUGAAAAGAGAUAAAGGGGAAACCAUCCUAGGCCUGAGGGAGAACCUGACGCAGGCCAUUGACCGGCUGACGGGAGUGGACUCCUCAGUGGCUGUGUCUUCGGGCGGUGAACUCUUCCUGCGUUUCAUCAGCCUCACAUCGCUGGAACAUGGGGAUCUUUCGCGAUGCAAGAAAGUUAUGGUAGAAAGAGGGGAGCUUUUCCUGAAGAAAAUCUCUUUCUCCCGAAACAAGGUGGCGAAGCUGUGCCACACCUUCAUAAAAGAUGGAGCAAAAAUUCUGACACACUCCUCUUCCAGAGUGGUACUAAGAGUGCUGGAGAAAGCGGUGGCUGAGAAGAAACGCUUCACUGUAUAUGUAACAGAAUCUCAGCCAGACUGUGCAGGGAAGAAAAUGGCUGAGGCCUUGAAAAAUCUCAACGUUCCUGUCACAGUGGUGUUAGAUGCUGCCGUGGGUUACGUUAUGGAGAAAGUGGACCUGGUGAUAGUGGGUGCGGAAGGAGUGGUUGAGAGUGGUGGAAUCAUCAACAAGAUUGGAACCUAUCAAAUGGCUGUUUGCUCCAAAGCACACAACAAACCCUUCUAUGUGGUGGCGGAGAGCUUCAAGUUUGUCCGGCUUUAUCCACUGAACCAGCAGGAUGUUCCAGAUAGAUUCAAGUACAAAGCAGACACCCUGAAGACAGUGGAGAACCUUGCUGAGGAGCACCCCAUGAUCGACUACACGCCCCCCUCCCUCAUAACUCUGCUGUUCACAGACCUGGGUGUCCUCACUCCCUCUGCUGUCAGCGACGAACUCAUUAAGCUCUAUUUGUGAUUUCCCUGAGCGCAUUAAUAAAAUCAAUCAACACAAA
Messenger RNA from Megalops cyprinoides (Indo-Pacific tarpon), 1265 nucleotides. It is a transcript of the gene eif2b1, whose product is annotated as eukaryotic translation initiation factor 2B, subunit 1 alpha. Gene Ontology annotation, molecular function: translation initiation factor activity; guanyl-nucleotide exchange factor activity. Gene Ontology annotation, biological process: translational initiation. Lineage: Eukaryota; Metazoa; Chordata; Actinopteri; Elopiformes; Megalopidae. The record is from RefSeq and is a predicted model, not a curated record. The transcript is spliced from 9 exons. Bases 320 to 1228 code for a protein of 302 amino acids. Gene Ontology annotation, cellular component: eukaryotic translation initiation factor 2B complex.